Aspergillus fischeri NRRL 181 is the source of this 6375-nucleotide messenger RNA. It is a transcript of the gene cch1, whose product is annotated as calcium channel protein CCH1. The record is from RefSeq and is a predicted model, not a curated record. The coding region runs from base 1 to 6375 and encodes 2124 amino acids. Lineage: Eukaryota; Fungi; Ascomycota; Eurotiomycetes; Eurotiales; Aspergillaceae. Gene Ontology annotation, molecular function: high voltage-gated calcium channel activity; calcium ion binding. Gene Ontology annotation, cellular component: membrane; voltage-gated calcium channel complex. The transcript has 5 exons. Gene Ontology annotation, biological process: calcium ion import across plasma membrane.
AUGGCUUCGAAUAGCCACAAUCGCGGCCACGACGAAGACAAUGCUCUCACGGAUCAAUCAAUUCCUUUACAAGACCUUUCCGGGCCGUUGGAGCGCAGUCAGUCUAGGACAAGUCGGGUAGGAAGCAGAUUUCUGUCAAGGCGAUCUUUGAGACGAGGAGGCUCUCUGAGUAACUAUGAGAGGGUGUCGGAGGAGUCCCCUGUUGAACCCCCGCCAGUCGCACGGCGUGCACGUCCGCAACAUGCUGGCCAUGAUAAUGAAGAUGCGUUCCAUAUCGAGGAUCCGGGGACAUUUGCUCAGGCAAUGUCGACGGUGGGCCUCAGUUUCGACCCGACACAUAGUACCACAACUUCAGCGCGACGCCGCGAAUCUAGCUCCGACCUGACGAAUGUCCCUCUCGAUGACUUUGGCCCGCAGGAAGCUGAACACUACCUUUCCCCAACCGAUACCUACGAGGAUACGGCCCCGUUGACCGACCAUCGUUUUCUUCAGCCCAUCAGCGGAGCUUCUCACAACUUUUCAGGCGGACAGGAUGACCGAAGCAGCACGCACGGCGACCGUUUCCCUUCCGAUUCGCGUCCAGAGUCGCGUUUGGGUGAUGAUCUGCCACACCUUGAGAGCGGUUUGGGUCGGAGACGUCGCGGGAGCAGCAGCGCAGGAGAUAGUCGGGCCCGUUCCUUGUCUCCUUCGGCCACUGGGUCUGCUUUGCAGCGCGCGAGUUCGAUGAUGAAGUCGAUGUCGCAGCGUGUUGUUAAUCUGAGUAACGAGCCGGAGGUGGUUGAACAAGCAAUUAUGAGGGAGGAACAGCACAAGAAUGCACGACUCGAAGAACCUCCGUCGCUUCCCUCCUUGAGCGGAUAUGCACACGAUGCGCCGUCUGUCGGAAUGUCUAAUGAUCAACUACCGCGGACUAGAACAUCCGCGAGCAAAGCGUGGAGGAUGUACAACAAUCCUUUGAGAGGCAAAGCACUCGGAAUCCUGGGUCCGGACAACCUUAUACGGGUGUGGCUAUGCGACAUCCUAGUUCAUCCUUUCAUGGAGCCAUUUAUUCUGGUUGUGAUCAUUAUUCAGACGAUAUUGCUGGCUCUCGAAUCGGCAAAGUCGGUCUGGGAUCAUCCGCGAUCUGUGCGUUGGGGCUCUAAUCCCAUGGACUACGCUUAUUUUGUCAUCUUUGUUAUUUACACAUUGGAGCUAAUAGCCAAGAUCCUGGUGUCGGGUUUUAUCAUCAAUCCGGCGGAAUACAGUACCCUAGAUCGAUCGAUGGGGUUGAGAAAGGCAAUCGCGGAGAAAGGAAAAAAUCUACUUGCACCGCAACGGCAAUUUGCCUCCAAACAAGCCUCUAGCUCCCCAGAGCCACAGCAGGCCUCAAUUAUACGCACGUUUACUGGCGGUUUCGAUCAGUUGCAGCCAGAAGUCAUCGAUGACCCUUUACAGCCACGCCGCGUGCGACUCGCACACCGUGCUUUUCUCCGGCAUUCGUUCAAUCGUCUCGAUUUCGUCGCUGUCGUAGCAUUCUGGGUAUCCUUCUUACUCUCCCUCACCGGUGUCGAAACUCGCCAGCAGUUAUACGUGUUUCGCAUGCUCAGCUGCCUUCGCAUCUUGCGUCUUCUUGCGCUCACCAACGGCACAUCAGUCAUUCUCCGAAGUCUCAAGAAAGCAGCUCCCUUGCUUGUUCAUGUUGCAUUCCUUAUAGGCUUCUUCUGGCUACUGUUUGCUAUUGUCGGGAUCCAGAGCUUCAAGUCGAGCUUGCGACGCACAUGCCGCUGGCUCGGUCGUGACAAUGAGACUGACUUUGAUCUCAACGAUCCGUACGGCACGCUACAAUUCUGCGGUGGAUAUCUCAAUGCGACUACUGGCGCCAAAGAGCCUUGGCUAAAAAAUGAUCUCACUCCGAGCGAUGGGGAUGCGAAAGGGUAUCUCUGCCCCCAAGGCUCCAUUUGUGUUGAAAACACCAAUCCAUAUGGGGGAACAGUCAAUUUCGAUAAUAUCCUGCAUUCACUGGAGCUUGUCUUUGUGAUCAUGAGCUCAAACACCUUUUCAGAUCUUCUAUAUUACACUACCGAUAGUGAUUAUCUCGCAGCUGCUCUUUUCUUCGCCUUCGGUAUCGUCAUUUUAAGUCUGUGGUUGGUCAAUCUGCUGGUUGCAGUGAUCACGCACUCAUUCCAAGUCAUCAGAGAAGAGAGCAAGCGAAGCGCCUUCGCUGUUCAGAAACUCGACUCGGUUGAUACGGAGAACACAUCUACCCGCAAAACUAGUAGUUUCAAACGUCUCUAUGACAAGUCGGAGUGGCUCUGGAUUGGCAUCAUCAUUCUCGAUCUCGUUGUGCAGGCUAUGAGAAGCUCGACGAUGGAGGAGGAUCGAGCUAAUCUUAUCAAUGUUGUCGAAGUCUUUGUCACUAUCAUUCUUCUUUUUGAAAUCAUCAUACGCUUUGCAUCCGAUUGGCGCAGAUUCCACCGAAGUCGCCGGAACUGGGUUGAUCUAGGACUCGCGCUCAUUACCUGCGUCAUCCAGAUACCCGCGAUCAAGCAUUCGGGGCGUCCGUAUGAUGUUCUCACUCUCUUUCAGAUUCUCCGAGUAUACCGAGUGGUACUAGCGUUCUCGGUUACCAGGAACCUCAUCAUGGUUGUCUUUCGUAACGCGACUGGUCUGUUGAACCUGAUCAUGUUCGUGUUUCUGAUUACGUUCCUUGCGUCCAUUUUCGCGACCCAGCUUUUUCGCGGCCAGAUACCCGCAGAGAACAAUGAUGGUGACCAGAUCGAUAUCAACUUUGCUGAUAUAUAUAAUUCGUUCCUCGGCAUGUAUCAGAUUUUAUCCAGCGAGAAUUGGACUACUAUGUUAUACGACGCAACCACAUUUACGUACCCGUUCAACACUGCCUGGAUUUCCGCCGUCUUCAUCAUCUUAUGGUUCAUCGUGGCGAACUUCAUCGUUCUCAACAUGUUCAUUGCUGUCAUCCAGGAGAGUUUCGACGUCUCUGAAGACGAGAAACGGUUGCAGCAGGUCAGGGCAUUCCUGGAGCAGAAACAGGUCAGCGGUAAUUCUCAGGGGAACUUAUCUCUGUCGAAGAUCCUCAUGCUGGGCAGAGACUCCAACCGCUACAGGGAUCCUCUCGAUCAUGGACCAGCGGCCCUAGAAAUGCUACUGAAAGAUGCCGUUGUGCGGGAAUUCCUUGAUGAGCAAGAAGCGCCUACGGAAAGUCGACGACGGGACAGUGUGCCUUUAGAGACUGCAGCGGCCGCGACGGCUGAGACCGUCCGCCCCGGCGUGUUCUCGCGGUGGUGGACGGCCAUUACCACGUCUGUUUUGCGCAGGGAGCCGAAUCCCUUCUAUUCCAAAUUGAAAUUCUCUAGAGCAUACGAAGAGCUAGAUCCGAAGGAAAUGGCCAAGGAGGUGGUUUCUGCCGCUGAGCAGCGGAAACGAGCACAGCGAGAGUAUUUGAUGAGACACCCGAAUUACAAUAAGUCGCUGUUCAUCUUCGCGCCUGACAAUCCCGUUCGGAGACUUUGUCAACGCAUCGUCGGGCCGGGACGUGGGCAUCAACGAGUCGAAGGAGUGGAUCCCUAUAAGCCGGUCUGGUAUACAUUUUCAGCUUUUGUCUACGCGGCGAUUGUUGCCAUGGUCCUGAUUGCGUGCAUCACCACUCCGAUCUAUCAGCGCAAUUAUCAAGUGCAGUGGCAUGGCGAGGCUAUGCCGUGGUAUGUUUACACCGAUACGGGCUUCGCAAUCCUGUUCACAAUAGAAGCACUCAUUAAGGUCAUUGCGGACGGUUUCUUCUGGACACCAAAUGCAUACUUUCGAGGAUCAUGGGGAUUCAUCGAUGGAAUUGUCUUGAUCACUCUUUGGAUCAAUGUGGGCAGCUCACUGUUCAGGGACUGGGGUGUCUCUAGAGCUAUUGGGGCUUUCAAAGCCUUGAGGGCCCUGCGUUUAUUGAACGUCAGUGACAGUGCCAAGGACACCUUCCAUUCAGUUAUCAUCGUGGGUGGAUGGAAAGUCAUCGCUGCUGCCCUGGUCUCGGUCAGUUUUCUGAUACCAUUUGCCAUCUAUGGUGUCACCCUUUACAACGGACAAAUGGUCCAAUGCAAUGACGGAAGUAUAGUUGGGAGUCUAGACCAGUGCAUCAAUGAAUACUUAAGCUCACCCUACAACUGGGACGUCUUAGCACCGCGUGUCGCAUCAAACCCUUUUUACGACUUUGACAAUUUUGGGGAUGCUCUAUUCAUCCUUUUCCAGAUUGUCUCCCAGGAGGGCUGGAUUGAUGUGCAGAACAGCGCUAUGAGUAUUACAGGGAAGGACAUGCAGCCACAGUCGUUUGCAGCGCCAGCCAACGGCCUCUUCUUCAUUGUGUUCAAUUUGCUCGGUGCCGUCUUCGUGCUGACACUGUUCGUGUCUGUGUUCAUGCGAAACUACACGGAACAGACGGGUGUCGCUUUUUUGACUGCUGAACAGCGAUCUUGGCUUGAGUUGAGGAAACUCUUGAGACAAAUCUCUCCGUCGAAACGCUCGCUCGACCGCAAGAGCAGUAAAUGGAAGUUAUGGUGCUAUCGGAUUGCCGUCAAGAAACAUGGUCGAUGGGCGAGAUGCGUGACUAUUAUUCUUGUCCUCCAUCUCCUCUUGCUUGUGCUGGAAUUUUAUCCGGAGCCUUAUUUGUGGGAGUUGACAAGGCAGGCAUUGUUCUUUGCUUUCACAUUUUUCUAUAUUGCAAAUGUCCUCAUACGACUCCUUGGACUGGGCUGGCACCGGUUCAGUAGGAGUUCCUGGGACCUCUACUCAUUAAUCGCUGUCCCGGGUACCUUCAUUACGACUAUUCUCAACUAUCUACUGAGGAAUCAGGUCAUUGUGGAACUAAACAAGCUUUUCCUUGUGUCUAUAACCCUCCUGCUGAUUCCGCGAAACAAUCAGUUGGAUCAGCUUUUCAAGACGGCUGCAGCCAGUUUGACGGCUAUCGGGAACUUACUCGCUACAUGGUUUGUCCUUUUCCUCGUCUAUGCGAUAGCCCUGAACCAAGCCUUCGGUCUCACAAAGUUCGGUGAGAAUGAGAAUAACAAUAUCAAUUUCCGAGACAUUCCGAGGGCACUCAUUCUUCUUUUUCGAAUGAGCUGCGGGGAAGGAUGGAACCAACUGAUGGAAGAUUUUGCGACGAUGGUGCCGCCCUUUUGCACAUAUGACAGCGACUUCUUCAAUGACGACUGCGGCAGCGCUGCCUGGGCUCGGCCACUUUUCAUUUCGUGGAACAUCAUCAGCAUGUAUAUCUUUGUGUCUCUAUUUGUCUCGUUGAUCUUCGAGAGCUUUUCCUAUGUGUAUCAACGGAGCAGUGGGCUCUACGCAAUCAGUCGUGAAGAAAUUCGCCGCUUCAAGCAGGCCUGGGCGACCUUCGAUCCUGACGGGACUGGCUAUAUCACCAAGGAACAAUUUCCCCGUUUGCUUGGCGAACUCUCGGGCGACUUUGCCAUGCGCAUCUAUGACGACGAGUUCACGAUUGGGCGGAUUCUAGAGAAGUGUCAGGUAGAUAAAAGAGACUCACUCAUUGCCCAUAGAAGAGUGGUUGAAGGGCUGGACCUCGACAAACUGUCCCGGAUUCUGCGGCAAAUUCCAGUGGAGACUGUUCGGAAGCGACGACAACGGCUGAAUCGGUUUUACGAAGAGGUGCUGGUAUCCGCGGACCCAGUGCGCGGUAUCUCCUUCCACUCGAUUCUGAUGAUCUUGGCUCAUUACAAUGUCAUCAGCGACAGCAAGAGCUUGAGAUUAGAGGAAUUCCUUCGUCGUCGGGCGCGUCUGCAGCGAGUAGAGGAGGCUGUGCGCCGAAACACGGUGAUCGGCUUCUUUGAUACACUGUAUUGGUCGCGGGAAUUCCGCCGCAAGGUCAAUGCAAAGAAAUCAUCACGAAUGAGCGAGGUACCGCAGUUCACCGUCCCAGAGAUCUUUGUGGACGAUGGUUAUCAAGAGGGGUCCGGGACAGCGGAAGAGGCCGGUGGGGUCAGCCUGGGGGCCCAAGAUGCCGUUAUGAGUGGAGACGAGGACACCCAGCCGAUGCUGUCGCCGAUCUCGCCGACGCGAGGCCCAUCCAGCCCGACAUCAUCACGGCAACUGCCCCGGCUGGACACCAACUUGACCGGACGCAUGUCCAAUGUCAGCUCGCCGACCGAGUGGUCGAGCAUCAGUCCGUCGCUGGCACCAGGAAGCCGUGAACGGUCGCAUACCCUCUCGUCCUACGACGCCGGGCCGGACGUGCCCAUUAGUCCCGCGGGAUCCAACCAUUCGCGAGAAAACAGCGCGAUGAAUGUACAGGAUGUGAUGCAGUCGUUGGAUGAUUCCGCCUGGGGCGAGAGUAUCCGGCGCAGCUUCACCCAACGUCGAUCGAACGGUAGUCAACCGUAA